ACAUGGAAUGGAUAAUAUCCACGAACCGACCCAACAUAUCAAAAACCGAAAUGCUCACUAUUUUUUAUAUUUAAGUUUUUAACCGAUAUUAAAAAAAUUAAAAAAAAAAAAAAAAAACUCUCCCAUAAUCCUUCAAACGAACGAUGGCCACCGAACCUGAAACCCGUAAUUGGCUGGAACUGCCCUUGGACGUGACGGCUUCGAAUCUCUCUCGGUUGGGAGCAUUUGAGAUCGUGUGCUCUCAGUGGCGAAAGAUCUGCAAAGAGCCUUUGUGGAGAUCUAUUGAUAUGCGCAAUUUGGGUGAGGGAUGCAGAAGAUUCCACUCAGGUUCUGAUGAAGAGGCACUAGCUAUUGCACAAACUAUGCCCGGAUUAUGCCACCUCCAGCUUUUCGGAAACAAGCUAACAAAUGAUGGCUUGCUGGCCAUUCUCGACGGUUGUCCUCACCUUGAAUCCCUUGACAUGCAUCAGUGUUUCAAUGUUAUUCUGGGAGGGAACUUGGAGAAAAGAUGUGUUGAACACAUAAAAUAUUUGCGGCGUCCUUAUGAUUCAACUCAUGGUUAUGAGUUUGAUGCAGAAGUUCAUGACACUGGGUCAUCAGAUGAAGAUUACCCGUCUGGAAUUUCUGCCAUUGACAUGAUGUCUAGUUAUGAUUACCUGGAAUUCGCAGGGGCCGAUGACUUAUCUAUUAUGAUGAUGAAUACUUGUUUUUUGGCUAACGGUUAUGAAGUAGAGACUACUCCAUCCAGACUAGAAAACCAGGUUAAUAGGAUGAGGAUAAGAUGGAGCUGCAAAUUCAGUGAUGCUAUUGCUGGCUCAACAGGAUGCUCACGAGCAUCAAAUCUCUCGUCCUUUUUUUUUUUUGGAAGGUUGACUUCUACUGAUUUGUCUGUUGCCAACUGUUUGAGAGGCUUCAUACGUUCAUGAUUCCUCAAGAAAACAGCUAUCUUUGUUGGAGGGGCCUUUGUUAUACCUUUUGUUCGGUAUACUCAUCUAUCUAUAAAUAGCAGCUAAUAUAUCUUUUAGAAUCAUGUGCUGCAAGUUUAUGAUUGUCUCUAGUUGCUUAAUAGCCCAAGUUUAUGUGGUUCGUCUAAUUUGCUCGUUUCAUAUUUUAUCUAGCGUGCGGAAGAAACAUUCCUUUUGAGCUUUGUCUGUUUUCUUGAAUGAAAGUGCAUAUUCUCACACAUUGGGGUAUGUAGUAUUCUAUACAUUUAAUUAUUACAAGUAUUUGCCAUUAGGCUUGUUGGUCUGGCCCUGAACUUUCAUGAGUUGGGUACUUGGGCUUAACCCAGAUGAUUGGCAUUAAAACUUGAAUCUUGAAGGUCAUUUUAAACCCAAACUUUGGGGGUUGGAGGGGGAAUAUUCACUAAUAAGAUUUCAACUGAGUCUCUCUCUCUCUCUCUCUCUCGUUUCAGAAACGUUCAAUGACAGCUGGGAUUCACCCAGCUCGUGAAAAUAUUUGACGCUUCAUUUAAAAUAUUGUUCUCCCGUUAGUACUAGUCCUUUUUAGUUAUUACUAUUUGUGUAUGAAAGUUUGCUGAUGUAAAUAUACGAUUUAUUGAGCACUUAUAAUUUCUGAAUUAGAUAAAUAAGAGUAGUAAGAGUGAUAAACGAGCGCACGUAAAGGAAGAAGCUGACACGACAUGACAUGGGGUGUACGCAGCAGCAUGAGGCAGGGGAAGCCUGCCUGCAUUUCUUUUGCAUUUUAUUAUUAUGGGAGUAAAUAAUGACUGAUCCAAUAUUCUAAG
This is a messenger RNA of Durio zibethinus, 1747 nucleotides long. The record is from RefSeq and is a predicted model, not a curated record. Lineage: Eukaryota; Viridiplantae; Streptophyta; Magnoliopsida; Malvales; Malvaceae.